Molecule: messenger RNA, 1110 nt
Organism: Penicillium brasilianum
Lineage: Eukaryota; Fungi; Ascomycota; Eurotiomycetes; Eurotiales; Aspergillaceae
Source: the annotation of a GenBank genome assembly
AUGUCCUCUACCACUCGAAGGACAGAGAAUGACUGGGAGGAAUUGACUACCCCACUUUGUUUUGUGGGGUUGAUGGCACUAGAACGCCUCGAUGAUACAGAACGAUCACAUCCAAGCUCCAAUGAACCGGAGAAGAUUCAGCGAUUCCGCUCGCUCGCUGCACCAUUUCCUCCCGGGGAAGGGACCAGGUCAUUCGGUGGGCAUGUAUAUGCUCAGUCCGCAUAUGCGGCAUCCAAAACCGUCGGAAAGGGCUUUGUUGUUCAUGAUAUGACCGGCACAUUCAUUGUCGGCGGAAGGCUGGACGUCCCCUAUGUAUAUUCUGUGCGCCAUGUUCGCGACGGGUAUAUGUAUUGUACUCGAGCAGUGGAUGCUCGACAGGAUGGAAAGAUCUGCUUUUCUUGUCUAUGUUCAUUCAAGCGAGAUGAAAAUCAAAAGAAUUUCCAUCACCAACCUCCAGCCGUGCAGGGGCGAUUUCGCGAAAUUCUUGAACAGCGACCCGAAGAUCAACCCGUUAGUCCUAGUGUUGACGCGGACUGGUGGAUCGAGGCCGUGGCGCAGGGGAACUUCGAGGAGCGAGAGUUCCCGGGGCUCGACGUACGCAAAGUCGAUAUGAAGGAAUAUAACCAGUCGAAAUUGAUCCAAAAUCGACCGGAGAAGUAUCGCCAAUUGACGCAAUAUUGCCUGAAGGGAUCACCAGAUGAAGACCCGAAAGCCACUCUCGCCCAAAUAAAGGCACGAGAGGCCGACGGUGAAUACGACAAUCUAUAUGCAUGUGCACAUAUGUACUCCAGCGACAGAAACUCCCUUCUUUUGAUUCCUCGGGCCCUUGGCAUCAAACACUGGGCUGAAAUGGCAAGUCUUACUUUGACUGUGAUUAUUCAUCAACAUGGCGAGGCAUUGAGGAUGAUUGAUUGGGAUGCUACAGGAGUUGAAAAUUCCUCCGAUGUGACCAUGAAGUGGUUUGUCCAGGAAGGCUGGACACCCCAGUCAGCAGAGAACAGAGCGGUACAUGAAAGUCAUUUGUGGAGCCCGGAUGGCACUUUGGUUGCGACAUCGUUGCAGGACAGCAUGCUUCGAUUGCGAAAGCUUGGGCGUGCGGGGAACCUAUAG